AACAUUGUGUGAAUUUAUAAAAUUAUAAAAUUGUAAUAUAAAAACAAUGGAUGUAGAUUUGUUACGACCAGGCACUGUGCCUAUAUCUCCUGACACGAUUCUAUGGUUCGAGUUUCUUCUGGACCCGAAUUUACUAAAGAAGCAUCUUAGUAAAACGAAUCCGGAACCUUCAGCCUGUGAGUUAAUAGAAGAGUUUCUAUCAGUGGACACGAAGAAUGGAAACAAGCCCACUAGUGAACGCGUGGUGGACGUGGAUGCUCCACCGACCCCGCCAUCAGCCACCACCCCAGCACCAGCACAGUUCACAAGAAAACAACUGGCCCUCAAGAUCCUAGCUCUGAAAGUUGCUUCCACAUUACAUUGGAAUUUAGAUAUAUUUGAGAACAAGCUACCACCACAGAUACAACAACAGUUAAUGCAGGAUCUGGUGUACAUGUCAACUGAUGCUGCCUUUGCUGUACCCCCACAGGAAAUACCAGCUGAGUUGCUGCAACAACCACAGGUGCAGUUUGCUUUGGUGUUGUACCACAGAUGGGUGGUUCGCUUCCCAGUGAAGGCAGCACUCUAUGCAAAGUCCAACAAAAUGUCUUACAUUCACAUACCUGGUAUGCAGCUAGACAGUGCCUACACUCCGCUGAACCAAAACUUCGAGAAAAUAUUGCGAAUGUGUGAAGCUUCGCGAAUGCAAAGUAUUAUGUUUUUAGACGAAAUAUUAUCGUACUAUGAGCCUACAUCUAGUACAGGCCGGAAAGAAUCCAAAAAAAUUAAAGUUCCUGUGAUGGAAACAUUUAUCCACUUGACUGAAGACUCUUGUGACAUGAACCAUAAUUGGGAUGCUGGUAAUGUUCAAAUCAGCCAGCAUGAACUAGCCAUGCAAAUACAUUUUGACCUGUGCUACAACUAUUUCUUCUAUGGCCAACAUAAUUUGGCCAAGAAACACAUACUUGGCUGUAGAGAGAACUCAAACCUUCUUGAAAGGGAAAUAUCGAUCUAUGGCUACGGGCCCCACAAGCAAAUGCCUUGGGGAGAAUUUUAUUACGCAAGCAUGGCCAAGGAUGAUAUCUUAGGAUAUAUCAGAGCACUUAAUUUGGGUUUUGAAGUGUUAAAUGAAGAACCCUCGUUAUUACAAAAGCUACAGGAUUCCAUAGCGAAUCACUAUACGGGAAUUAUCGCCGUGUUACAAGCAGAUAACUUAACGCGAGAAAUCCCAAUGAUUCAUAGACAAGUUGUCGAACUUGAUAUUCAAGGUUCAGCUUCCAGUGGGGCUUUUACUGUGGCGCGGGAUCUCCUAAACAGAGUAUCUGCGCUAAAUGCGGUCAGAUACGCCCUUGAGGGUGGCUUGCCAUCAACUCACCAAGACUUCUUAAACAAGUUUAAAACAGUCGGCAUCAAGUUUUUCGACCUUUUGUUCUGGGCGCUCGCUCCUGUUUUAAUGUCCGACUUGUCAGAAGCCGAUUGGGAAAACUUGAGAACUUUUUACCUACAUUUAGCAAUAUCACAGAGCAGACUGCCAAUCGAGAGGAUUGAUGAAUAUUUAAAGAAACACAUUGGGGAGUCAGCAGAAACAAUAAGGAAGAAGUUAAUAUCCGAUGAACAGUUGAAAACGAUUCUGAAUGACCCGGUCAACAUCGACGAUGAGAACAUGGAUAUUCCUAAAGAAUUACUAACUGAUGAUUGGGAAAUGCCUGACUUCGAGUGUAAGACUGUGCCGGAGUUAGAAAUGGGUAGAUUGAAAAAGCGUCUCAUUGAGGCUUCGACGGCAGACGAAGUGCGAAUGUGUUUGGUGAAAUUGGCUAUGAUGGCGCCGGCUACGCCUCUGUGGAAGAUCAGUCCGUCAUGGAAGCCAGCGGGAGAGUUGUGUAACGCGUUGAUAUCGUUGCCUAGAGGGUUCCUGCAGGACUUUGGUUACGUAGUGUCGGGGGCGGCGCGGGCGCGGGCUGAGGCAGGAUGCUCUCGCGCGGCGCUGUCCUUGCUGUCCGUGCUGGAGGGCGAGGCCCGCAGCCAGCUGGGCGGGGGCAACGACCCCACGCUGUACCGCCUGUGUCGCCACCUGUCGUGGGAAGUGCUGCUGCUACAGAUUAACGUGGUGCUGAGCGAGUGGCCCCACCACCGCAUCAACCUGUCGGUGCUGGCCAACAAGUGCAAAGCUUGUAUCGCUGCUGUCAACUCUGGCGAUGGCGUCGUUCCUAGACCGCAGGUAAUUGAAGCAUGCUGGAUAUGCUUGAUAAAUGCGUGCGAGUGGGAAGGAGUGGGCAUCACGACUGGACCGGGUGAGGUAGCGGCAGCACUCUGCGCUGCCUGCUUCGAGCUACAACGAGGCAAAGCGACGAGGAAGUUUCCUAGACCUUUAUGGGAUCUUGUUCUGAGUGUAUACGCCACCGGGGCGGCUGGGCCUGUGAAAAGGAACGCGGGCGGAGCACCAACUCACCCGCGGGACGCGCCGGGCGCCGCUGCAGAAGCACGGAACGCAUUCAACGGGUUCCUCUCAACCCUUCGAGAACCUCUCGCAGUCAGCGUGAUGCUCUCUCUCCUGGCCAGGAUACACAACCUCCUCAUAGACGACCCCUCCCUAGAACUAGUGGUAGACUACACCAACCUCUGGCCCAACAACAUCUCCAACACAAAUAGCUACAAUGCCAAGUUCGUUCUGGAAUCUCUCACCGAUUUACUCGAAAGGAGUCUGAAAUUAUAUCCGUAUAAUACAGCAUGGCUCCGUCUAUACGGUGAUGUGGAGAUGGCAGAGGGUAGAUGGGGCGCAGCUCUGCGCAGAUACUUGUGUGGCGCGGCGGCCGGGUCGUGGCACUUCGCGAAGCGCGCGCCCGAUGAGGCCAGCAUAGCGCGCCGCGCCGCGCGCUGCUGCCAGGCCCUCGCCGCGCCCACGCAGGCCGCCGCGCUCUGCCAGCUACCCGACGAGCCAGACUACACCACUGCCUUCAAGUGUCUUGCGGAAAAGACGGGUAACGCAGCGGACGCUAUGGACGGGUACUAUGGGUGUAUAUGGGACGGCACGCUGUUAGAAGUAGCGGUGGCACUGCACGCGCGGCGGGGGGAAGGGGGGCGGCGAGCACGAGCAGUGAGGGCCGCCGGCGCGCUGGAGCUUAACGCCAACAACAGCGAGGACAUCCAGCGCGAGGCCGCCGCCAUACGCCGCGCCAGACUCCUCCGCGCACUCACCAACCAAUACGUCGCCUGAACACAAACCCUGCGCAUACGCACUGUACAUCCUCUCAUGUAGUCAAAUAUUUUGCUACACUCUAUUGUAAGUGUAAUAUACAUAAAUAUAUCAUUAA
Molecule: messenger RNA, 3290 nt
Organism: Spodoptera exigua (beet armyworm)
Lineage: Eukaryota; Metazoa; Arthropoda; Insecta; Lepidoptera; Noctuidae
Source: the annotation of a GenBank genome assembly